AUGGGCAACUACCUGAGCACACCCUGCCCCUCAGCCCCGCCCCGAGCCCUGGGGGGCCGGCACCUGCCGCCAGGGCCCGGCCACCUCCAGCCCGCUCCCCGCCAUCGCCGACUGCCCCUGGCCGGCCCGGGUCACCUGGCUCUCCACCAGCUGCUGGCCGCUCGCAGGCCAGCCUACAGGUGUCCCAUGACUUUACAUCGACGCCUUGUAACAGCGCUUCACAGAAGAUGCUCCCUGCUCCCGCGGACCCUGCGCUCCUUGCUGGGCGUCCUCAGCUCCACCUGUAGUCUGGUCCGUCGGAGGAGGGCCGUGCUGCGCGCCGAGACCUCCACGCUGUCCUGCAGCUCAGCGUCUCCAGCGGGCACAGCCACCGUCUGUGCAGUGAGGGAACAGCCCCGCACUCCUGCGCUGCCCGCAACGCCUGGGUGUGCCCUGGACUCGUGCAGGGAGGCGGUGUCGAGGGCCCCUGGUGAGAGCGGGAAAGGGUUGGCCAAGGAAGACCUGGCAGUCCCAGAGGGGGAAGAUCAGAGGAGCCCGGAUGGCACCAGGGGUGAAGAACCCGAGAGAGGCCCCGUUUCUUUCAUUCCGAGGCCCGGGUCUCUGCAGAGGAACCUCUGUGCCAACAACUCAGAAGACGUCUGCGUGGAGAAACCCCAGACCUCUUGCGUGAGCUCCUGCCCCCGGAGAGAUGCCAUCAACAGCUCGUACAGCUCCUCCCAGGGUUCCCCGCCACUGCGGAGGAAGAGGGGUCCCGCACGCAGCGGACUGCCCCCGAAACCCUUGAAGAAAUCGAGGAAGGAGAGCCCCCAGCCUCCCGCUGAAGCUCCGGUGGUCUCACCACAGACGAACUGGCCCGACAGGGAUGCAGACACAGCCAGAGGGCCGAGGGGAACCGAGGGGAACACAUCCGAUGGUCCCAGGCCCCGAAGAUGCAGGUUUUCUCUGCUGCCACACAGGCGAGGGGAGCCCCUGAGGCUGCCCCCACCCCCUGAACUGCGUUCCCGAGUCACCUCGGAAGACCUCAACGUGGAGAAGAAAGCAGCGUUCCGGCAAAUCAAUAGCAUGUUACGGGGUGAGACGGAGGCCGGCUUGGCUCCCCCGCCCUCCCCGGACGUUGAGGUCACCCCCAAGGAGACCACUCCACCCUCUCAGCCUCUGCUCUCGGGGGCUCCCCAGACCACCAGUGGGAUCAUAUUGCCCCCUCUGCAGGCCCCGCAGAUGGCCCCUAGUAGUGACCAGGCCUUCGUCACCCCCGCUCAGGGGACUGGGGUCACCCCCAUGAAUAGCAGUGUACCCUCUCAGCCUCUGCUCUCGGGGGCUUCCCAGACCACCAGUGGGAGCAUCCUGCCCACUCAGCAGGCCCCGCAGACGGCGCCUAGUGGUGGCCUGGCCAUCUUCACCCCUUCUUCGGACUCUGGGGUCACCCCCAUGGAGACCACUCCACCCUGUCAGGCUCUGCUCUCGGGGGCUUCCCAGACCACCAGUGGGAGCAUCUUGGCCCCUCUGCAGGCCCCGCAGAUGGCCCCCAGUGGUGGCCUGGCCGUCUUCACCCCUGCUCAGGGGACUGGGGUCACCCCCAUGAAUAGCAUUGUAUCCUCCCAGCCUCUCCUCUCGGGGGCUCCCCAGACCACCAGUGGGAGUAUCUUGCCCUCUCUGAAGGCCCCACAGAUGGCCCCCAGUGGUGGCCUGGCCGUCUUCACCCCUUUUUCGGACUCUGGGGUCACCCCUAUGGACACGACUCCACCCUCUCAGCCUCUGCUCUCGGGGGCUCCCCAAACCACCAGUGGGAGCAUCUUGCCCCCUCUGAAGGCUCCGCAGACGGCCCCCAGUGGUGCCCUGGCCUUCGUGAACCCCGCUCAGGGGACUGGGGUCACCCCAAUGUAUAGCACUGUACCCUCUCAGCCUCUGCUCUCGGGGGCUUCCCAGACCACCAGUGGGAGCAUCUUGGCCCCUCUGCAGGCCCCGCAGAUGGCCCCCAGUGGUGGCCUGGCCGUCUUCACCCCUGCUCAGGGGACUGGGGUCACCCCCAUGAAUAGCAUUGUAUCCUCCCAGCCUCUCCUCUCGGGGGCUCCCCAGACCACCAGUGGGAGUAUCUUGCCCUCUCUGAAGGCCCCACAGCUGGCCCCCAGUGGUGGCCUGGCCGUCUUCACCCCUUUUUCGGACUCUGGGGUCACCCCUAUGGACACGACUCCACCCUCUCAGGCUCUGCUCUCGGGGGCUCCCCAAACCACCAGUGGGAGCAUCUUGCCCCCUCUGAAGGCUCCGCAGACGGCCCCCAGUGGUGCCCUGGCCUUCGUGAACCCCGCUCAGGGGACUGGGGUCACCCCAAUGUAUAGCACUGUACCCUCUCAGCCUCUGCUCUCGGGGGCUCCCCAAACCACCAGUGGGAGCAUCUUGGCCCCUCUGCAGGCCCCGCAGAUGGCCGCCAUUGGUGGCCUGGCCUUCGUCACCCCUGCUCAGGGGACUGGGGUCACCCCGAUGAAUAGCACUGUACCUUCUCAGCCUCUGCUCUCGGGGGCUCCCCAGACCACCAGUGGGAGCAUCCUGCCCACUCAGCAGGCCCCGCAGACGGCCCCCAGUGGUGGCCUGGCCGUCUUCACCCCUGCUCAGGGGACUGGGGUCACCCCGAUGAAUAGCACUGUACCCUCUCAGCCUCUGCUCUCGGGGGCUCCCCAAACCACCAGUGGGAGCAUCUUGCCUCUUCUGCAGGCCCCGCAGACGGCCCCCAGUGGUGGCCUGGCCGUCUUCACCCCUGCUCAGGGGACUGGGGUCACCCCGAUGAAUAGCACUGUACCCUCUCAGCCUCUGCUCUCGGGGGCUCCCCAAACCACCAGUGGGAGCAUCUUGCCUCUUCUGCAGGCCCCGCAGACGGCCCCCAGUGGUGGCCUGGCCGUCUUCACCCCUGCUCAGGGGACUGGGGUCACCCCCAUGAAUAGCACUGUACCCUCUCAGCCUCUGCUCUCGGGGGCUCCCCAAACCACCAGUGGGAGCAUCUUGCCUCUUCUGCAGGCCCCGCAGACGGCCCCCAGUGGUGGCCUGGCCGUCUACACCCCUGCUCAGGGGACUGGGGUCACCCCGAUGAAUAGCACUGUACCCUCUCAGCCUCUGCUCUCGGGGGCUCCCCAAACCACCAGUGGGAGCAUCUUGCCUCUUCUGCAGGCCCCGCAGACGGCCCCCAGUGGUGGCCUGGCCGUCUUCACCCCUGCUCAGGGGACUGGGGUCACCCCGAUGAAUAGCACUGUACCCUCUCAGCCUCUGCUCUCGGGGGCUCCCCAGACCACCAGUGGGAGCAUCUUGCCCCCUCUGCAGGCCCCGCAGACGGCCCCCCAUGACGGUGUGGCCUUAAUCAUCCUCACCACCAGCCUGUCUGCACUGAGCUUCUGUGGGCCUAACCUAACUGUGACACUUCCUGCUAACCCUGGGACCUCUACGCAGCCCAUCCUUGCGGUCCCUCAUGGGCAGCAGUGUGGAGCCGCCGCCUGGGACAGCUCUUCCCAGUAUCGAAAGCAGGCAGCUCCAGCCCCAACCUCGGACCCACUGUCCGCUCCAGGUCCAGUAGCCUUCAAGCCCCCACCAAAAGCAUCUUCUGACAGUUUGUCAUCCAGAAAUCCCACCAUGGGCACUCAUGCCAGCACCCAGCCGAUGUCUUCUGCCACCUCUACUCUGUUCCCCCGUGGCUGUGCAGCUGCCGCCUACAUGCCCAGCGUUGUGACCAGGGCUGGGCCCAACACUUGGCGGCACUGCCCAAGAUCUGCCAGCUCGAGCCCAGUCCCCUGCAGGUUCGGGGUCUCAGCUGCAUGUAAGGGUGGCAGGAGCCAAGUGGGUGACUUUGAGCUGUGCCGCCUCUUUGCAGCUCUUCGCAUCACAGAAGAGGUGACGCGGAGCCCGAGCACCACACGCUGCCGUGGGGGACGCAGGGGCCUGAACACCUGGGGCCCCGUUCACCAGAGCACCCCCAUGCUGGCCACGGGACCCAGAACCAAGCAGCAGCCUGGGUUUGGAGGCACUGCUGCCCCCACCUUAAGUCCCACCCCCGGGGGCGCCCCCAGGCAGAGCCCCUCUGCUUCCAGCCGAGGGCCCGGCACCUCUCCCAGCAAGGCUGGCAUGUCUGUCCUGGCCUGUGGCAGCAGCCCGCCUGCACAGCGGGCACAGGAAUGA
This is a messenger RNA of Camelus dromedarius (Arabian camel), 4158 nucleotides long. RefSeq names its product nuclear envelope pore membrane protein POM 121-like. The transcript has a single exon. NCBI's taxonomy places the organism in Eukaryota, Metazoa, Chordata, Mammalia, Artiodactyla, Camelidae. The record is from RefSeq and is a predicted model, not a curated record. Bases 1 to 4158 code for a protein of 1385 amino acids.